AUGAAUCAGCUCACAUCGGAACAAGCUCAAGCAUUAUGGUCAGCAGGUGGGUUCCUGGUAUUUGAUGGAUUAUCAGAAGGUAGUGAAUUCGGUAUCGAUGGGAGUAUCAACAUUAUACGUAAAUUCAGCGGUAUCAAGUUCCUCCCACCAGGUAUGCACCUCAUCACUUGGUCACCCACCUCUUCUGCUUCUUCUUCUACCACCGGUCCAGCGAGUCCAGCGGGUCCUGCGGGUCCAGCGGGUAUCCCCAUACGAUCUGGUAUCAUAAGGUAUACCAAACCGAAAGAACGGUUCGUCAUACGAUAUGACUCCCAAUCUGAACAUACCGAGGUGCAGCUAGAUGUAGUAAUCUCGGACGACAGGUUGAAAUCCCUCGAUGGGGAGAUGGCUCCUUACCCAUUUGAUCAUCUCGAGCGUUGGAAAUCCCUCACUUCACAUAUAACCGAAGAGACGAUCAUACAGGUGAUAGGAGGGAAUAACAGGGUGAUCAAUGGGUUGAUAGAAGUAGAAGGUGAAGAGGAAGAUUCGGUAGAUCGUAGGAAAGGAAACACCAAUCAAGGGGAUGAAAAUAGUACAGGUGGUAAUGGUGAUAAGCUGAAUUUUGUCAGAUUCAAUUUGAAGAAGAGCUGGAGAGAUGGUGCGAUAGGUGAAGAAGUUACGAGAUACUCUAAGGAUAAGAGCUGGUUGCUGGGGGAUGUUGUGGAGAGACAAUUAGGGGGAGAUCCAAUCAAACUCAUCUCCCAACUCCAACUUUCCUUCAUCCUCCUCUUGCACCUAUCUUCCUACUCCGCUUUACUAGUGUACAAACGGAUCCUCACUCUACUUUGUCAAUCCACAGCAAUUCUCUACACUCCUUCAGAAUAUUCAUCAUCAUCUACUUCCCAAAAGGAAGUACAAGAAACGUUUGUAUCGCUCGUUGAUACGCUAGCAAGUCAGAUACAAGCUAUACCGGAUGGUACAUUCGAUACGGAAUUACCUGAGUUGGAUGUCUUUUACCUGGAUCAAAUUGAUUCCAUGCGGAAGAAUCUGAGCGGAGGGAUAUCAAUAUCAAAGGAUUCGGACAAGUGGGAUGAGAAUGCGAGGGAAAAGUUAGGAUCAUCUUGGACCAAGUUGAAGGAAGCUGGUAAGCCUUGGGGAUGGGAAAUCGGUGACUUGUCGAUAGAUCAGGUAGGUCAGAAUAGCGAUGACGAUGAAGAGUCAGAAGAAGAAGGUGAAUAUGCACCAGUUAUCGUAGAGAUGUAG
Messenger RNA from Kwoniella mangroviensis CBS 8507, 1242 nucleotides. RefSeq lists its product as uncharacterized. Bases 1 to 1242 code for a protein of 413 amino acids. Gene Ontology annotation, biological process: spliceosomal tri-snRNP complex assembly. The transcript is spliced from 3 exons. NCBI's taxonomy places the organism in Eukaryota, Fungi, Basidiomycota, Tremellomycetes, Tremellales, Cryptococcaceae. The record is from RefSeq and is a predicted model, not a curated record.